Saxophila tyrrhenica is the source of this 1743-nucleotide messenger RNA. RefSeq names its product Mitochondrial-processing peptidase subunit alpha (gene MAS2). The transcript has a single exon. Gene Ontology annotation, molecular function: metal ion binding; metalloendopeptidase activity. NCBI's taxonomy places the organism in Eukaryota, Fungi, Ascomycota, Dothideomycetes, Mycosphaerellales, Extremaceae. The record is from RefSeq and is a predicted model, not a curated record. Bases 1 to 1743 code for a protein of 580 amino acids. Gene Ontology annotation, cellular component: mitochondrion.
AUGAGUCGAGCACUCUCCUCCCUACCGCGCCAGCUACCCAGAUCAUUACCUCGAAGACCUGUGCGAUUACGGCAGUAUGCGACGACCACCUCAACACCACCGCACACCCGCGACCCAGCGGAACUCGACCAGAUAACCACCCUCUCCAACGGCGUCCGCGUCGCAACCGAAGCACUACCUGGCCACUUCUCUGGUAUAGGCGUCUACAUCGAUGCCGGCUCACGCUACGAAACAGACGCAUUACGAGGCGUCUCGCACAUCAUCGACCGACUCGCCUUCAAAUCCACCUCCGAACGCAGCGCAGACCAGAUGCUCGAGACGAUCGAGUCGCUAGGCGGGAACAUCCAAUGCGCUUCUUCACGGGAAAGCCUCAUGUACCAGUCCGCGACCUUCAACGCCGCGGUGCCGGAGACGGUGGCUCUGCUGGCGGAAACGAUCUGGUCGCCGCAGAUUACGGAGGAGGAAGUGCAGAGGCAGCUUGAGACGGCGGAGUAUGAGAUUGGGGAGAUUUGGGGCAAGCCGGAGUUGAUUCUGCCGGAGUUGGUGCAUAUGGCGGCUUAUAAGGAUAAUACGCUGGGCAAUCCUUUACUGUGUCCGAAGGAGAGGUUGGGGAGUAUUGAUCGUAGGACUGUGGAGGCGUAUAGGAAGGCUUUUUUUAAGCCGGAGAGGAUUGUGGUGGCUUUUGCGGGCGUGGAGCAUGCGGAGGCUGUGAAGUUGACGGAGAAGUGGUUUGGGGACAUGAGGAACAUCACGACAGAGGCUACGGACUCGCAACAACAACGGACGACGCCGACGCUGGAAGCAAACGACCCUUCGCACUCGAUCAACCCACCCUACCCGACAUCACAACUCCCUACAUCACAAAAGGACAGCCGGCUCAUGUCCAAGAUUCCCUUCCUGAAGAACCUAUCCACCUCCGCCUCGCAGUCCGCUACAGUCUCUCCACUCGACCCUUCGCAAAUAAUACCGCACCCGCUCUCGCAGACCCCGGCCUACGACACGCCCUCACAGUACACCGGCGGCUUCCUCACCCUUCCUCCCUUACCAAUCCCUCCAAACCCCACCCUCCCCCGCGUUAGCCACAUCCACCUCGCCUUCGAAUCCCUCCCCAUCUCCCACCCGGACAUCUACGCCCUCGCCACCCUCCAAACCCUCCUCGGCGGCGGCGGCAGUUUCUCCGCCGGCGGCCCAGGAAAGGGCAUGUACUCCCGCUUAUACACCAACGUGCUGAACCAAUUCGGCUGGGUGGAGAACUGUAUGGCCUUUAACCACGCCUACACCGACUCCGGCCUCUUCGGCAUCUCCGCCGCUUGCAGCACGCAGAGCGUCGUGCGCAUGCUGGAUGUGAUGGCGCAGCAACUCGGCCUCCUCUCCUCUGAAACGGGUCUCGGCCGCCUCACGAACGGCGAAGUCCAGCGCGCGAAGAAUCAGCUCCGCUCUUCUUUACUUAUGAACCUCGAAUCCCGCAUGGUGGAGCUCGAAGAUCUGGGUCGACAAGUACAGGUCCAUGGCCGCAGGAUCCCGGUCAAGGAGAUGGUUGAAUCGAUCGAAGCCGUGACGGUGCAGGAUCUGCGCCGCGUGGCGGGGAUGGUUUUUGGUGGUGAGGUGAAGAAUGCUGGACAAGGGAGUGGGGCGCCGACGGUUGUGCUGCAGCAGGGAGAGGAGGAGGGGGUGCGGUUGAAGGAGAUUCCUUGGGCGGAGAUUCAGGAUCGGAUUGGGCGUUGGGGGUUGGGGAGGAGAUGA